GGGAGGAGGGAGUGGGAUGCUGGGCGAGCUGGUGGCUGGGGCAACGGGGGGGCUCGUCCUCAUUCAGGACACCGCUGAGUGCGAGGGCCACAGCCUGCUCAAGACCUUUGUGGCAGCUUCGGCGCACAGGGGGGAAUCCGUCCACAUUUUCGGCUUCGAAAUCCCUGAGGAAGAAUUGCUGGCCGGCUUUGACCCUGACAUGACCGUGCGGCUGCUAUAUCAGGAUGGCUUCACAGACCCCCUGCGCUGGACCGGGGAGGCCGGGGGCUUCGGGGCGGAGGAGUUCACAGCGCUGGGGGUGGCGGGACGCCUGGCCCGGGGACCCGCGGGACCUGUCACCGUCGUCCUGGACUCGCUCAGCUGGCUUCUGCUGCGCCAGCCUCUGCCUGCUGUCUGCCAGACGCUGGGACGGAUCCCGAGGGCGGCUGCCAGCGCAGGCCUGCGGGUGACGAGGAUCUUGGCCUUGCUGCACGAAGACCUGCACCCCCCGGGCCUGGUGGAGACCCUCCGCUCCCUGGCCCAAGCCGUGGUGGGGGUGAGGCCGGCCCCAGAGGGCAUCGGGAGUGGGGAGGACGCCCCCCGUCUGGCCUCCAUGCUGCAGCGUAAGGGGACCGGGAAGGUCCUCACAAAGGAGGAAUAUUUCACAGUCCUGGCCGGCUUCACCCCAAAAGCCCUUGGGGAGCCCACGGGGAGUGUGCCCCGAGAUGAGGAUGCUGACCCCCACUCCACGGUGGACCCCACCGCCAACCUAACCUUCAACCUGCGGCUGUCGGACACGGAGCGCCGGGCCCGGGACGGGAUGCCACUGCCCUUCCACUUCAGCGCCCAAAAGAAGUCAUCUCUGUUGGAGGCCUCGACCAGUGGCGGGAAGAUCUACUACGAACCAGACGCUGCGGACGACCUGGACGAAGAGGAUCCGGACGAUGACCUGGACGUGUGAAAACUGAGUGGGGGGUGGGUGUGGGGCUCCCCCUGCCCCCAAAUGGACCCCUGGAUCUGUGCCUCCUGGUGGGACCUUCAGCAAGAUCUGUGACAGAGCCCGACCCCGGCAUCACUGUGUGGGGAGCUGCCCAGGAGCAUGGCUGCGUGCCCCCGCCCAGGGCGGUGUCUGUGGCCGGGAAUGGGGCCAGUGGGCUUUUGAUGGGGUUGGUAUCUGUCCGGCGAGAAGGGGGGGGCUGAGCCUUGUUCUCCCUCCCCACUGCACCCUGCCAUCCCCCCACCACUGUCCCUACCACCCCCCUGCCAUGGCAUGGGAAUAGACUUCCAUAAAGGAAGGGUGCAUGGGCACCAGCGCCCCCUAGAGGGCACAGGCCCCUGCCCCAUUCCCUGCCCCCCUGAGCCAGCCAGUCCCUGCCCUGGGGCUG
This is a messenger RNA of Gopherus evgoodei (Goodes thornscrub tortoise), 1364 nucleotides long. RefSeq names its product elongator acetyltransferase complex subunit 5 (gene ELP5). Bases 17 to 940 code for a protein of 307 amino acids. Gene Ontology annotation, biological process: tRNA wobble uridine modification. Gene Ontology annotation, molecular function: tRNA binding. Gene Ontology annotation, cellular component: elongator holoenzyme complex; cytosol; nucleus. The record is from RefSeq and is a predicted model, not a curated record. The transcript is spliced from 8 exons. NCBI's taxonomy places the organism in Eukaryota, Metazoa, Chordata, Testudines, Testudinidae.